UUUGUGCUCGAGCUACAUGAAUCGGAAAGUGCAAAAAGUAUUGUCGAAUAUUUAAUUAUUAUUAUAUGAAAAUGUUCCGCUAGGAUUGUGUAUCUUAAUAAAAAUAAUAAAUCUAGAGCGGCAUUGGAGUUACACCGAGAAUUUUAAGGUAUUCCCAUCAUGCCUUCAACACACCUGAACUUACGAGAAGAUGAUGUUGUUCAAUUAGCAUUGGAGUUUCUUCACAAUAGAGAUUUGCACAUAACACAACUAUCUUUAGAACGAGAGACAGGUGUUAUAAAUGGAAAUUUUGCUGAUGAUGUCUUGUUUCUAAGGCAACUUAUUCUUGAUGGUCAAUGGGAUGAUGUUCUUGAGUUCAUACAACCACUAAGUACACUGAAAGCAUUUGAAGCAGUCAAAUUCAACUAUGCUAUAUUACGUCACAAAUACAUUGAGUUGUUGUGUAUCAGGUCUGAGAUAAAGGCUUAUAAUAAUGUAGAAAAUAUUGUCAAUGAAGUAGUCAAAGUCUUGAGUGAUUUAGAAAAACUAGCUCCAUCAAAAGAAGAAUAUUCAAACUUAUGCUUACUUCUCACCUUACCAAGUAUUACCGAUCAUGCCCAAUUUAAGAAAUGGAACCCUAGUAAUGCACGAGUUCAGUGCUUUAGAGAAGUAUAUCCAUUAGUAGAACAAUUUUUACCCUGUGAUAAAAAAUCAGGUGGGUCUACCUCAAAGUGUGCUAAAAAUGACAGAUUGAUGCAAUUACUUAUUAAAGGUAUUCUUUAUGAGUCCUGUGUAAAUUAUUGUCAAGCUAAAGCAACUGGGUCUAAAGAAGCUCAGUCUAAUGAAAUCCAAUUCUCACGAUUGUUGGAUGGCUCUGGAUUUGAUGAAUCAGAUUUAAGUUUAUUAUCAUGGCUUCAAUCAAUACCAGCAGAUACAUUUAGUGUACCGUUUGAACAAAGAAUGUUGGAUGUUGAUGUGGAAAAGUUGGAGAGACCAUCCUUGCACACCUCUUGGACAGAGCAUAUGCUUGUAACACCUAUAAAACCUCGCACCUUUCCACAUUUAGCAAUGCCAUUUAGAAGACCAAGAUCUGCAGCAGACGCUAUGACUAGGUCCUUAAGGCCUCUACCUGAUGGAGCUCCACGUCACCCAGCAGUGAUGGCAUUAUCAGCUAUUGAUUACAGUCCCACAUCUUCAUAUUUUGCUGGUUUUCAUCUUACUGGAAUGAAAGGCAAUAAGUUAAUGAAUACAUCAGUAGAUAGAUUGUUUGAUAAUAAACAUGAAAGUAUUUAUAGUGGCCUUAAUGAAUGUUUGAAACCAAUAGACGAGCAACUAAAGCCAAUAAGAGAGUGUUCAGAUACAACACACUCAAAAAAGGAUAGCAGCUUGGUUGCUUCAACAGCUACUACACCUGAACACAGGCAGGAUUUCUCACUCUCCACAUCAAUUUCAUCAACGGCAGUGGUUCCGGAGCAUAGUGUAAUAACAGACCAACCAGCUCAACAGUCAAAGCCAAUAACAAACUCUGGUGAAGGUGAUUUUCGGAGAGAACUUUUAAAAGAGUAUCAAAUACAAAAGCAAAGGGAAUGUGAUGACUAUAUACGAAAUCUCUGCUCUUCUGAAAUUGUGCCUCAAAAUCAGGUUGAAGAAACAGACAAUGCAGCAUGUGUUCUUCCUGCUUCAGUUAAAUACCAACCAAAUCCAAGUGACGAAGAGUUUAGAGACCAGACAAAAUACAGUGAGAACGGAAUCAGGAACGCGUUAGAAAUCCAAGUGAAAAUGACUAAAAACAGAAAUGGUGGUCACCAAGGAACGCAGAUGACAGCUCCCAGUGUUGAAAAUCUCGUGGAAGACAACGGCUCCAGGCCCACUUUCAAACCAGUGACAGUAUUAGAAGAUCUGCAAGCAGUGCGAUGCGCAGAUUUUCACCCAAAUGGCAAAGUGUACGCGGUUGGAUCGAAUACAAAGACGCUGAGGAUAUGCACAUACCCAAAGAUAGAAGACUUGAAAGAUGUAAGCACUCCUACGGCUCCUACGGUGCUUCUGAAAAGGACGAAGCACCACAAAGGAAGCAUCUACACACUUGCGUGGAGCCCUGCCGGCGACUUACUGGCAACUGGAUCCAACGACAAGACUGUCAAAUUGAUGAGAUUCAAUAGCCAUACAUGCAAUUUGGAGGGACAAGAGGUUGAACUGAGUAUGCAUGACGGCACUGUACGUGAUGUUUGCUUCAUCGAAGACACAACGAAUAAAGCGAGCCUUUUGGUGAGUGGCGGAGCUGGUGAUUGCAAAAUAUACGUCACCGACUGUGCAACCGGAAAACCUUUCCAGUCACUGGGCGGUCACUCCGGUCACGUGCUAUCACUUUACAACUGGGGUGGCGCGAUGUUCGUAUCAGGCAGUCAGGAUAAGACAGUUCGCUUCUGGGAUUUGCGCACGGGUGGCUGUGUCAAUGUUAUCUCGCCGCCCGCUGGUCACCCCGGAAAGGGUUCUGCCGUGGCGUCGUUGGCAGUCGACCCGAGCGGUAGGCUUCUAGUGUGCGGCCACGACGACGGCUCAUGCGCCCUGCACGACGUGCGAGGAUCAAGAGCGUUGCAGCGCUUCACACCACACUCCAGCGAUGUGAGAAGUGUGCGCUUCUCGCCCGGUGCUUACUACUUGCUCACCGCCGGCUACGACGGCCGAGUCGUUUUAACUGAUUUGCAAGGUGAUCUCACGUGUCCCCUACCAAGUGUUCCGGUGGCGAGACACCCGGAUAAGGUGAUAUCAGCCCGAUGGCACCCCGACGAUUUCUCCUUCCUGUCAACGAGCGCCGACCGAACCGCUGUGCUUUGGACAAUACCACCCGUUUAACGUUUUAGUAUUGAACACCUAAAUUGAUUUACCCAUUUAACUGCUCUCAGCUAAUUACCAAUUAUUAUAACCACAAAGAAUAAAAUUUAAUAUGUGAAACUUGACACUACGCGAGUGAUCACGAUGACAGAUGUUCUAUUUCUCUUGUAUAUUAUGAUAUACUUAAUAAUUUUGAAUUAUGCGCGCGUAAAUGUUGUCAUAGGCCGGUUAUGAUGUCACUCCUCAGAAACCAAUGAAAGAGCCGUAAAAAUUAUAAAUAAGCAAAACGUCAAACGGCCCGUCAUCUACUCUGAUUGGUGUUUCAGUUUACAGGACCGAUUUAAGAAUUUUAAUUAAAUAAUUUUAUCAUAUUUAUUCAAAAUAAAAAACAAAUCUUAUUACUAUAUUUACAAUACAAUUAUUAUAUUAUGAAUUUCAAUGUUUAUGUCAAACCUGAGUGAUUUUAAGAAUAGUUUCGUCAUAUUUAUUAAAAUCUUUAUUUUCUUCUUCAUCUCAAAUCUUUUCUGUCAUCAUACUCAUUAUUAAUAAUACAUCGGAUGGACACAAUCUUCAACGUAAACGUAUGAAUUAUGGAUGUCUCACAUUUAUUGUAUCUUAACGCAAACCUCUUCCAGUUGACUUCCAUCGUAAUUAUAGACGUCGAGGUUAAAGAAAAAGUAAGUAUUAAAGUAAUUUCUCAAGGUUUUGACCGAAUUGCUAGAGUUUUUAGAAAUUCGUCGCAAGUAAUAUACAUGCUCCUCCAAAGCUAGUCAUAAUGUCACAAAACAACAUUUUGAACAGUGAAAUCUGGAAUUUUUUGGAUUGUGCUUUUUGGGCACACUAGAAUAUAAUGAAAAGCUAUGUCACAAAUAUAGGUAUCUUAAAUUAUUGCAGUAUAAAAUGACAUGGAAUGCAAAACUAUAAUGGAAUUGAUAUAACUAGUUGUUAACAGAGCAACGCAAUGCCUAAUGCUAUGAGGCGUAGCUCACUCACAUUUAUAACCAUUGUUCUCGUCUCUGAUUCACCCAGCAUCAGUUUCAACUUUUUGACCUUUUACGACGGGUUAGGGCUCUGUGAGUGGCGACCGUCUCCUGUUAUUUUGCAGAAUUUCUUAUCUCUUACAAAUCUAUGACAAAGUGAGUUCGAAGAAAUGUUCACCAGAUGACCUCAUAUCUACUGCUAAUCCACACAUACUGAAAUAUGUUCGAUACUUAUAUUAUCCAUUACUCUAAUUUAAGCAUCUUCACUUAUAUAUUUAUUCUAAAGUUGUCCCUUAUCACCAAUUCACCGUAGGCUGUUUUAUUUUAAUAUACAAUUCGUGCCACAUUUCCUCACAACUUAUUGUUGAGUAUCAACUUUGAGGUCCAACCCAUAAUUCCAUUCGAAAUAUGACCUUAAUUGCUCUUUUAUGUUCUUCCAUUCCGUUAUAAAUGGUACUAAUAUGUUAAGACAAUUAUUAAUAAUUUAUGGUUGUCAAUAUUUCAACAAAUGUAGUUCUUAUAAUUACUUGUUUUGGUUGUGCAUCUUAUGUGAAUAGGACAUAUGGCUUUCCCCACGCGGAGUAGCUCUUAGCAAAGUAUGAACAAUUCUAUGUUAUAGAAUUUGUAUGAUGGCUUUACUUAUAUUUUUGUAAAAGUAUUUAAUAUUACUUAUUUCAGUUACUUAAACUAAUAUGUUGCAUGUAGAUACAGAAUAUUGUUAGUUAUUAAUAUUUUUUUUCAUUUAUCAUAAAGGCAAUAUUUUAAUAAUACUAUUGGUAAAUAUAGACAAGAACGUCUAUGAUUCAUUUUUGUAUUAGUUGUAUGGACAGAUUAGCUUAGGAUAUUGCGUAUAAGAAAUAGACACGCAUAAUAAGACACCUGCAUGAAUAGAUUUUUAACGCUAGCGAGCCUAAUCGAAUAUUCUAAUUUGCUAUUAAGUUAACUUAGAUAAUAAAAUUAUUAAUAACACAACAAUGUUAUGCUUAGUUGUUGUAUGAAAGUAUUCUUAUAAAUAAUGCUUGCACUACAUAUUCGAUAUCGUUACAGUAUUUGUAGUUGGCUUUUUGAUGUAAGGUAAAUAUUUUUUGUAUCUUAAAGGAAUUGUUGUUGCCGCAAUACGACUUGCAUUGCCCAGACUGAGAUUAAAAUUUAUACUUUUUCAAUUUUAACAAAUAGUUUUAACAAUUGAUGAAAGUGCAUACAGAUGUUUCGUGUAAUUCUACAAUGUUAAUAAAUUUAUGUACAUUUAUCUCACAUGUUUAAAACAUACAAGACAGAUGGGUUUUAACAAUUUUACAAAUAUUUAAACAUGCUUUGUUCUGAUUAAAGUGAUGUUAUUGAAAAUUUAAAUAAAUGUAACACAUGAUUAACGAUUUAUGAGAUUUUAAAGAUUUUAUAAAUGUAUCACAAUUUGAUUGUGACCCUAGCACAAAUUCAUGUAAUAUUAUUAUUUUGGUAAGAUAAUUUAUUGACGAAAACUUUUAAAGUACGUGUACACGGUCCUUUAUCGGGCUUCUUCCAUGUAUAACAGCUUAAACGAUAUGUCGUACGUAUUGUUCGAAAUGAUUUUUUAUCGAUGUCUCUCCGAUCUAUACAGGAUGUAAUUGUUAAGUGUGGCCAGGCGAUUAUUCCGUAACUAUUACAAAUAUUAAAAAACUUUUUUUUAUAUAUGUAUAAAAGGGGGCAAACGGGCAAGAGGCUCACGGGAUGGGGAGAGGUGAGGCAACCGCCCAUGGACAUCCGCAACAACAGGUGUCAAGAGAUGCGUUGCCGGCCUUUAAAGUGGGAGUAUCCUAAAGAGCAUAAAGUCUUGUCGGUACAGCCGGUAAUUGAUUCCACAAAGCGGGCAAGAAAUUUCUUACGAAACGCGCGGUUGUGGAAUGCUAGACGUCAACGUAAUGUUCGGUGCUGGAAUUCGAACGGAAGAAUCAACCCGAACAGCUCCUCUAAGCACUCCCCGUGAUAUAUGCGGUAGAAAAUGCAGAGAGAACCCACAUCUCUACGCAACGCCAAAGAAUCAAGCCGAUCGGAGAUGACUUGAUCGUCGAUGUAUCGAGCCGCUCUUCGUUGUAUGCGGUCAAAUGGAAGAAGCUGGUACUGGGGAGCACCCGCCCAAGAGUGAGAACAGUACACCAUGUGAGGCCGAAAUUGCGCCGAGUAGUCUCGCCUUACUGAUUACACCAAGCUUUUUCGAGGCCAGUGUGGACUUCUCUUCCAAGUGACCCGAACUGAACGUCGCUCGAUAUGUCGACGCCAAGUAUGCCAAUACAGGCUACUUUAAAUUUAUAUCGAAAGUACGUACUGAUAUCAAAAUUAUGGACACUUCUCGUUUGAUUUUUAAAAAGUUUUUGAUGUCGUUUUAGUGAUUAGGUAACGUACUUUCGAUAUCAGUGUGAAGUUUUUUGAUAUCUGUAAUAGUUACGGAAUAAUUGCCUGGUCACACUUAACUAUUACAGCCUGUAUAGUGAUGUGAAAUUUUAUAUCCAAUGUAAAUUUUAAUUACGUUUUUCAAAUUAAUAGUUAUUUGAUUUAAAUAUAACCUAAAUAGUUCCGUAUACAAAGUAAUCAACCGUGUACCGUCUUAUGAAUAUAUAUACUAUGAAUGAUAUAUAUUUUAUGUAUGGUUAAAAGGUGAAUUAUAUUGUCACGAACUGUGUCGCAUAUUAAUAUACCACAGAGGUGAUAUAAGGACAUUGUUAUAUUAGAUAAACCGAAUUUUGUUGAUGAAUCCUGUAUCAGUUGACUAAGAAUAUAUAAUCCCUUAUUUACUAUAA
This is a messenger RNA of Leptidea sinapis, 6565 nucleotides long. Its product is annotated as WD repeat-containing protein 47. Gene Ontology annotation, molecular function: protein binding. The transcript is spliced from 10 exons. The record is from RefSeq and is a predicted model, not a curated record. NCBI's taxonomy places the organism in Eukaryota, Metazoa, Arthropoda, Insecta, Lepidoptera, Pieridae. The coding region runs from base 160 to 2832 and encodes 890 amino acids.